Molecule: messenger RNA, 6151 nt
Organism: Solea solea (common sole)
Lineage: Eukaryota; Metazoa; Chordata; Actinopteri; Pleuronectiformes; Soleidae
Gene: jade2
Product: jade family PHD finger 2
Exons: 14
Coding region: 98-2917 (939 amino acids)
Biological process (GO): regulation of transcription by RNA polymerase II
Cellular component (GO): histone acetyltransferase complex
Source: RefSeq, a predicted model, not a curated record
CUACGCUGAGCCACUGGGGGAAACUACAUGUACAUGUGCGUGGAAUGAGACCCUGAACUGCGCCGUCUCCGCACCCGAGGCGGACCGUGCCACCAAGAUGGAGAGCGAGAAGAAGAGGAGAAAAUACUCGACGAGCAGCAAUGACUCCGACACCACUGACAGUCAGGUGACCUCAUGGUCCAGGUCGUCCAAAAACAUGGGCACCAGCAGCACAUGGGUCCGCCACCAGCACAAGAAACCAUCCGAGGUGUUCCGCACCGACUUCAUCACGGCCAUGAAGCUGCCCGACUCGGCGCAGCUCGGCACGGACGACUUCUACGUGCUCUCAGAUCCCUGGAGGCAAGAGUGGGAGAAGGGAGUCCAGGUCCCUGCAAACCUGGAGGCCAUACCCGAGCCCGUGGUCAGGCUGCUGCCGGAGUCGACGCGCGGGCUGCCCGACGACGGACACGAGACUAACGGCGGACCUCGGACUCCGCCCGCUCGCGUCUACAGCUGCUAUGACCUGGACGACCUGGAUGUGGCGUGGCUGGAGAUGGCCAACCAAGAGUUCAGACAGAUGGCCUUACCGGAGCUGGACGAGCUGAUGAUGGAGUGCGUCCUGGUCGCGCUGGAGAGCGUGUGCGAGGAGAAGAUGCAGCAGGCCAUCGAGACGGAGGAAGGCCUGGGCAUCGAGUACGACGAGGACGUGGUGUGCGACGUCUGCCGCUCGCCGGAGGGGGAGGACGGCAACGAGAUGGUGUUCUGCGACAAGUGCAACGUCUGCGUUCAUCAGGCUUGCUACGGCAUCCUGAAGGUACCACAGGGAAACUGGCUGUGUCGGAUCUGUGCCCUCGGUGUUCAGCCCAAAUGUCUGCUCUGCCCCAAGAGAGGCGGAGCCCUGAAGCCCACACGCAGUGGAACCAAGUGGGUCCACGUCAGCUGUGCCUUAUGGAUCCCGGAGGUGAGCAUAGGCUGCCCAGAGAAGAUGGAACCCAUAACCAAGGUGUCCCACAUCCCUGCCAGCCGCUGGGCCUUGUCCUGCAGCCUGUGUCGAGAACACACUGGAACCUGCAUACAGUGCUCCAUGCCCUCCUGCAUCGUGGCCUUCCAUGUGACGUGCGCCUUCGACCACGGCCUGGAGAUGAGGACCAUCCUGGCCGAGAACGACGAGGUGCGCUUCAAGUCCUUCUGCCUGGAUCACAGCUGCACCGCCGGCAGCAGCAGCAGCAGCAGCAGCAGUAGCAGCAGCAGCAGCAGCAGCAGCAGCACCUCCACCUCCAGUUCAACCAGUGUAAACAACGGCAACCACGUCGCCAUAUCCACCGUGAACGGAACACACGGCACAGCCAGACCCGACUGGGCCGGCCCCUGCAUGGGCUCUGAGCACCGGCUCGAGCAGCAGCACCAGUCGAGCGCCGUGAGCGUCCCGGAGCAGAGGUCGAUACCCUUCCCCGUGUCCGUGGCCGUGUCGGCGUCAGAGCGAGCGGAGCGGGACCAGCUCGAGAGAGAGAAAGUGAGCCAGAGGAAGCAGAAGCUCCAGGAGCUGGAGGACGAGUUUUACCGACUGGUGGACCCGAGGGAGGUGGCUGAGAACCUGGGCCUGCCCGACUCCCAGGUGGACUUUCUCUAUCAGUUCUGGAAGUUGAAGAGGAAGGCCAACUUUAAUCAGCCCCUAGUGACCUUAAAGAGGGACGAGGUGGACAACCUGGCCCAGCAGGAGCAGGACGUCCUCUACAGACGCCUCAAACUCUUCACGCACCUGCGACAAGACCUGGAGAGGGUGCGUAACCUGUGCUACAUGGUGACGCGGAGGGAGAAAAUGAAACACACGCUGUGCGACCUCCAGGAGAAGAUCUUCCACCUGCAGAUACAACUGCUGGAAGAGGACAUGGCUGGAGCAGAGAAAAGCCAGAAGGGAGAAAAGAGGAAACAGAAUGGAGGAGUGAAGGAGAAAGGGAAGGAGAGAAGGAAGAGUAGUCCUGAGAAGAAAAAGGAGAGGUGGAAGUCGGAGAACGGCUCCCUGCUGAAAGAGCUAGGUUUGUCAAAGUCCUUCCCGUUGGACAACUCUUUGUUUGACAGCUGGCUCGCCCAGUCGGUUCAGAUCACCGCUGACGACAUGCUGAGCCAGUGGGCUCUGGGCGCCCAGCACGGAGAAAAGAGCGGCAGCCUGCUCUCCGACCAGCUCCUGCAAGGCGAGGAGAGCCUACUGAAUCUCAUGAUGGAGAACUCCAUGCAAUCCACCUGGAAAACGCCGCAGCUGGGCCGGAAACGAGCGAGCAACAAGCCGCGCGCUCGUGGACAAUCUACUGCCCCCGCCCGCGCUCAGACGCUCCUCUCUGCGGUGGCCAACUCCACCGCCAGCAGCCCCUCCACCGCAAAGAACCUGUGGGCUACUGUGGUGGAGGAAAAGCCUAGCUACGUGGGCCGGAGAGGGGAAAGGUCCAAAGGAUCGUCGAAGGCCCUGCACCACCAUCACCUUCAUCACCACCAGACCAGGAGCACGGACCUCCUGGGGGACUCACCACCGCAGCCGCCCAUCUCCAAAAUGGAUUCCUGUCACAUCUCGGAGGACCGCGACGCCUGGGAGAGCGACACCGCAGGGAACGGUGUUCCGUCAGCGGCCGGGUCUCCACCUCCCGUCUCCAGCCCCGGCGUCACGGCGCCUAACGGCGGAGGCCCGCGGCUCCGUCUGCUGCGCCAGGGUAAGUCAAGAGAGAGGAGCAUCAACGGAGGUGUGGGCGUGGAGAGCCUGCAGUCCAGGCAGCUGCCACUUACGGGGAAAGACAUGUCCCUGCUGGACGCCGCAGAGACUGAUGGGUACUUCUCCGACGGCGAGCACAGCGAUUUGGACACGCACUCCAAUGGACGUAAACUCCGCCUGCCACAGUUGCAUUCUGGGAGCGAGGACCUGUUGAGAAGGAGUGUGCUGGCCUCCUAAGGUUUUCAGACUCAAAUCGACACACACACACAACAAAAACACACAAAAUUAGAGAAGCAGACUCACGCCGGCUUAUCAUUUCUCCAUCUGUGGCUUUUUUUUUUUUUAAACCAAAUCCCUGUCACAUUUACCAAUCUUAGCCUCUUAGUUUUUGGGGGGAGUUUGAAUGUAGCUGUAUGCUUCUCCAUUGGACUGUAAAAAAAACAAAACAAAAAGGCGCAAUACAUUCAACAAAAAUAGGAAACAAACAUUACUCUUAGACCUUUUUUUGUUUCGUCUCUCAGAUACAUUUUCUUCGUGGGUGUUGAAGUACCCGGUUCUGGCCUCAUGUCUGUGGUAUCUGUCAGAACAAACACUUAGGGGCAUUAUUAUUAUCAUAAUUAUUAUUAUUAUACUUAUUCAAGCUGGUUUCAGGGUCUGCUUCUUGUUUGGCCUUUUAUGGCCCGAGAUACAUCCACAAGUCUUUGUUUGUCUCGAAAUAUAUUCUACACAAAAAAAAGACAAUUGUGGCGUGAAUCAACAUAUAUUCAAGCUUGAAAAGCACAACUAGUCGUGAGAGCCGUUAUGUAAGCACUUGGGCGUGUGUAUAAUAGACGUUGAAUGAGGGUCCGAGGUCAAUUGUUAUCGCGUCGUCUCAUAGACCUCACUCUCCAGCUGAAAAACACAUUCCCUGCUUUUUUCCAGUUGGCGAAUAAUGAGACGGAUUGACCUCAACUCACACAAUCCAGAUUGUCACACAGAGACGUAAACACACACACAUAAACUCCCUGAUAGCAUAUCCCCCCUUUUCCUCACAUCUCAGAAAUAUCUGCUUUCAAAUUCUUCCUGAGUUUGUAUUUUAAGCCCCAAAAUCCCUCGGAGAGAAAAAUCAUCGUAGAAACUCUGUGCCUUCUGUCGCUCGUCCUCCCCGUCCUCCCCCCUCGAACCCCCCGCCACCAUUAACUCAUACAAACCAAACAGUCAGCGAGUAGAUCAAUUAGUCUUUUCUUUCUUUUCAAUCGGACUUGUAACAAUCAAACCAAAAGAGGUUAUCCUGUCAGACUGGUUACCGCGUGUCGUGUAGCCGCCGCUCCUUGUCGACCUUAACAAUAUUGUCUAGUGCCUGAGACAAGGAUGUAAAUGCAGCAGCCGUUUGCCGUCAAUCAACGAAAGCUUCUGCGGUAGUUAUCGAACGCAGGGCCGCGACUGUACUAUCAGUGCAAAGAGCUGCCUACGCUUCUGUGCCCCCACAAGGUCAGCAGGUCAGAGUCGCUGUCGCUUAACGUCGUUUAACGGAGCUUGGUCACGUCGCACUUUGGAUUAGUGGCAGUUUUCUCUCCAUUGUUUAUCCAUAUUGUUCAUUAUAUUUCAAAUUGUUUGUUUUAAAAACACCUACAUUUGGGCAGAAACGCGUCAUAUUCCAUAUUUGGAGUCUCAGUUGUCAGCUUAUGACCUUAAAGUGGAAAAAAACCAUGUUAAUUUAGUGUCUAAGUCGAAGAAAAGGCUGCAACGAACGAUUCUUUUUAGAAUCGAUUAAUCUGUCGAUUCUUUUUAGAAUCGAUUAAUCUGUCGAUUCUUUUAUCGUCCAUAAAAUGUAGUUAAAAUGUCAAUCAGUGUUUACCAAACCUGGAAAUCUUGAUGUUGUCAGACGUCUUUUCAGUUUCAAUGAUUUUUUUUUGCGUCAAAUGGAGCAAAGAAUCUAGAAAAUAUUCACAUUUAAGAAGCCGAAAAAUCAGAAAACUUGUAUUAAUUGUAAAAAAAAAAAGAAUUAAUCGAUUAUCAGAACAGUUGCCAAUUAAUUUAGACAUUGACUAACGACCGAAUAAUGGUUUGCAGCCCAUAAAUAUUUUUUUCAGUUAUUUAAAAUAUGAACCAAACUGAUUUUAUUUAAAUUAAUUAAUUUAUUUAUUUUAUUGAGCACUCAUGGCCCACCUGCAGAAUAUUUAAGGCCCACCAGGGGGCCACACCCCACACUUUGGAAAUCACUGAUCCUAAAGUAUUGGAUUAUGGUUAUUAUUAUAUAAUCACUCAUUGCUCGUCAUUACUUUUAUAACUCUUGCCCAAUUUAAAGUGUAGAUGAUUACGAUUCUUCUCAUUGAUUAUCAGUCACAUCAGGAUCCUGUGACGUGGCCAAGCUCUUGCGCGCCGCGUCUUUAACUCCUGUUCAAACAAAACCAUGACAAUGUAACAAUCAAAGAAUCCGCUUCAGAGGCCUGUACCUGUCUUAAGUUCAUGAAUUGAAUUGUUUGUAAUUUCUUUUUUAAACAGUUUCCGUUCUCUCGGCAGAGUUGUAUUUUGUACUUAAGCGGUCCACGGUGUUCUCAGGGCUUUAAACAAAUUAAAGAAGAAGAAGAAGAAGAAAAGGUACAAAACGUUUAUCAAAAGAAGCGACGCGAGGCGUAGACACACGCACACGUACACGUUUUAUAUCAUAUGCUCUAUAGAUAGUGAUACGUGUAUGUCUCCAAACGUCCUUCACUGUUUGAACUCUUACAUGACUACUACUGAGCGUGCUCCUUCUCUCAGUGUGACGAUAAUAAGCGUCACUCCUGGGUUCAGUCGCCCCCGGCCGAUCAUCAACUUUAGGGUCAUUUUUUUAACUCGCGGUCACAGUUACGCACCGGCUCGGCGGUCACUUCCAAGAAAGGAACUUCUCUGUGAAACGUUCUCGCAGCUCAGGCCCCUCGCGUGGGGUCCAAAUUGGGGACGAAUGAGAAAUCCCAAGUGAAAAAAAAAAAAGGGCUGCUUUGGAAAUAGAGGUGCAAGUCUGUCCGCCGUACUUCCUCUGUUGUCCUUCCGUUCCUCUAAAGUGACCACGCCAAAGAGCGGCGUAAACUUCACAGACACACACGUGGAGUUUUUUUUUCCAAGAUGAAGAAUGUUCGAUCUGGAUGUCAGACGUGGGUUUUAGUCCCGGUCCCUCUCUCCGGACUUGGCUCGCUCCGCCCGAGAUGCAGUCGGGUUACGAAAACACUGUAAGCUCAGGCGCGACGUCGUCGCCGCGGUGUCGCGCGAAGCCCUGUCUCUUUUUCAACGCGGACUUACACGUACGUUAUUCCCCCCCCCCCCUUCAGAAAAAGCCAAAUUGCUGCUGAACUGAACACAUGAGAUACCGCUUCUACACACACAUGAACACACACUUCAGAGCUGGUAUAACAGGGUUAUAAUGUACAAGAUGACUAGUUUUUUAUGUAUAUGUGGUCCUGACUGCAUCAAGAAAAGUACGAGCUUACUCAGAGUGAAAACAACCCCCCA